CGGCAUUUCUUUUCGGAUUCCGGGAAGUAAACUACACGUUUGUGAAAGUAAUUAGUGCCUCAGUGUUAAAACAAUGACUUACUCAAACGUGCAUCGCGCUUUUUUGCAGGCCUGUUCUAAUCAUGGCACUCUCAGCUCUCAACAGGCGUACGAAAUACUUAUUGGUAUCUACGCGCGGUAUGGAGAAACUGAAACCGUUCCCAAAGAAGAUGUCGUUGCGGAGGUGGUGUCGGAGAUAAACUCCCGUAUCUAUCCGUACGAUCAAAAGAUUGCCUACAUGCACUACGAUCCUACCGAUACGGACUUUUACGUGUUCGUCAGCCUCAUGGAAUCUCCGAUCGACCUGCAGCAGAACAAUUACACCGUAUCGGAGCUGCACUACUUCCGUGCCCUGCUGCGAGAACUUACGCUGUCCGAAGACCAUCAGUUACCCUCGAUUGCGUGCUUGAAUCUCACCAACGAAUCGGCCUCGGAAGGCAACAAAGCACUGUCGAAGCCGCGUGCAGAGCAACUUUUGAGCGAAUGGGAAGGUCUGGGGUACUUUCUGGUCCUUCAAGACAAGUGUUACUUUGGCCCGAAGGCGAUCGUAGAGUUCGACAAGUACCUCAACACAAACUAUGCCGAUGUGAUAACACGCUGCUGUCUCUGCAAUGUAACGAUAUUUUACGGCAUCCGUUGCGCGUCGUGUCCGCAGAUUCUCCACAAAGACUGCCUGAAAAAGUACCUCCGACGGCUCACCAACUGUCCCUCGUGUAAAAAACUUUGGUCCGUUCCUGUAUGAAUAUUCCAUUGUUCCAUUCCCAAUGUUACUUUAUUUUCCCAUACCUGCGACAAUCAAUGUUUUAAAAAAAUAUAACAAAUAACAAAAGGAA
Molecule: messenger RNA, 872 nt
Organism: Anopheles coustani
Lineage: Eukaryota; Metazoa; Arthropoda; Insecta; Diptera; Culicidae
Gene: Nse1
Product: non-structural maintenance of chromosomes element 1 homolog
Exons: 3
Coding region: 74-781 (235 amino acids)
Biological process (GO): double-strand break repair via homologous recombination; DNA damage tolerance
Cellular component (GO): nucleus; Smc5-Smc6 complex
Molecular function (GO): ubiquitin-protein transferase activity
Source: RefSeq, a predicted model, not a curated record